UUUGUUUGGCUUUUAAUGCUAAUUGGCGAGAUAAAUCUUCACAAACACUGGAUGAAAAUGUUUCUUAUUGGGUAGAUUGAGAAGAUUCAAAGCAGAUUAAAAAGAAUAGCAUUUUGAAGUGAUCAAAUCAGAACUUGAGAAAAGAUUAUGAGACGAUGCCUAUGUGACAUUUGCUGGCAAAAAAGACCCUAUUAGUUCCUCCUUGGGAACUUAUUCUGUUUCAUCCUCUCUUCCAUAUCAGUUCCAUAAUCCUACAACAAAAACUGCUUGUAUAAAAGCAUUUUGUACAGAAUGGAAACGGAUGUCGAAUACCUCAAGAAAUGUAUGGGAAAAUGCUUGGCGGCUGGACUUGCUGAGGUGGCAGACCGUCAGCCGGAGGAUCCAAUCAUUUUCCUGGCACAUUGGCUUUACAACUACAAUGAAAGAAGAAAUUACGAAGAAAAGAUGAAGGUAGAGAGAGCUCAGCUGGAACGUGAAUAUGAGGAUGCCAUUAAAGAAUUGGAGAGGAGAAGAAAACUGAAAGCAGAAGAAAUUCUAGUUGCCCAGAAAUAUGAAGAACAGCAGAUGAAGAAAUGUAAAGAGAAAGACGUCAACAUUCCUAAAGAAUAUGAAACCGGAGCAUCAAAGGAUACAUUAAAAGAGAAACAGAAUCAAAAUGACCUAAAUAUGUUAAAGAAUGUGUUGAAUGAGAUACCUGGGGAAGUUGCAACUAAUGUAACUCUUCAGGAAGCCUUGCCUGAGAUAACUGUUGAUGAGGAUUUUGAUCAUGUUACCAUGGACAUGGAUGACAGAGAAAAAAAUCAGUUGGAAUAUUAUAAAAUCAUGGAAAAUGAAGAUGAUAUACCUUCAGAAAAUCACAGUUCAGAUGAGGAAUACAGGUCUAGUUCAGACCUAAACUGAGAUUGACUGUACAGUGUUUCUCAAAUUUUCUUGGAGGUAAGUCCCAAUGAGUUAAAGAGGGCUUUGACCCAACACAUUGUGUGCAAGAGUGUAAUGUUAAAUGAAGACGCGUCAGUUAGAGUAGGGAUUUGUUUCAUUGGUUUGAUUUGCAGUGCUUUGAACAUGAUUCAUGGUAAUAUUUUACCUCUGGGAAGUACAGUUUCCCCAACUACUUCAUCAACCAUCAUGAACUUGGGUAGAAAAGUAAUAAUACUUCCAUUACUAAGGUAAGAAAUGAGAAUGUAGUGAUUCGCAGAAUGGGUUUUCUAUGAUACGCAGGCCAACAUAUUCAAGUGGGGGGGGGGGGCACAGAUUCAGGUACAGAAAGAAAAUGUGUGCACUACAGGGUAAUAGACUUCCACCCUACACACAUACAUACACACACACAUUGAAAACAAUAAGAGAACAAGAGGGGAUUUUGUGGAAGAGGAGAAAGUAUACAUUCACUCAAGAGAUGUGGAAACUUGUGCAGGUUUUCCCCCAUUCAACAAUCUAAUAAAAAAGCCUGUAUAGAAAGGGUUUAUUUUCUUUAAAAUUCCUAACAAAAUUCUUGCUUGCCCUUCUCAUGUUCAUUCCAGGAAAGGGAACAAGAACUGUUAGAAGUGCUGUAGGGUUCUCCAACAAUUUAACCCAGGUUUAUGGACAUCAGUAGGUGCUUGGGGCCACUUCAUAAAAUAGUCAAUGAUUUACUACAACCCCCCCCCCCCCCCAAAAAAAAACAACCCUUGUUAGAAUCAUAGAAUUGGAAGAGACCCCAAGGCUAUCCACUCCAACCUGCCAUGCAGGAACACAGAAUCAAAGCACCUCCAGCAGAUGGUCAUCCAGCUUGAGAACCUCCAUAGGUGGUGGUGGUUAAUGAUGUUGAUGAUUAUGUAUUAUUAAUUAUAGUAAUACUGACCUGCCUCUCCUCAAAGCCUGAGGUGAGUUAUAACACAGUUAAAAUUAACAGAUAAAAUAUACAACCAUUAUAAUACAUAUAUUAAAUAUAUACCCUGUUUCCCCUAAAAUAAGACAUCCCCAGAAAAUAAGACCUAGUAGAGGUUUUGCUGAAUUGCUAAAUAUAAGGCCUCCCCUGAAAGUAAGACCUAGCAAAGUUUUUGUUUGGAAGCAUGCCCGCCAAACAGAACAUUACAGCAUGCAGAAUUGGUAAACAUACAUACCAUAGAGUGUUGUACAUGGAAAUAUUGGUAGUAACAAGAAAUUAUAGGAUUCACAGUUUGUCUGGUUAUGCUGGUUUGUGAUGACAAUUACUGUUCAGUAUAUAAUAAUGUUCAUUUUUUGUUCAAUAAUAAAUGUGAAUUCUUCUUCAUGGAAAAAUAAGACAUCCCCUGAAAAUAAGACCUAGUGCAUCUUUUGGAGCAAAAAUUAAUAUAAGACACUGUCUUAUUUUCGGGGAAACACGUAGAUACUGUAUUUGUACCAAUAAAAUGUAAAUUGAAAUUCAUAGAUUCAAACUGAUUGGAUAGGCCUGCCAGAAGAUAGAAGUUUUCAGUUGUAUCUUAAAUUUCAAUAGCUUGUUAGCUGUCAGAGCUCUUCUGAGAGGUUGUUCCACUGCCUCGGGGUUGCCUAUGAAAAGAUCCUCUGGAUGAUGGUUGCCAGUCGAGUUCUGGCUGGUUGAAAUAAGUAUUUCCCCAGAGAACCUGAGUCUUAAGGGACAGAUUAUAUGGGAAAAGGUGAUCCUGUAUGUAACCAUGUAGGAUAUUAAAGGUAAUAACCAACAUUUUGGACUUUGCCCAGAGGGGAAAAUAACAUGGAAAUCAAAGAGAUAAUAUUCUCACAUCACAAAAAAGAGAUGUGCAACAUAUGCCGUCACACACAGGCACCUUUUAGAGCUUUAGGAUGUGCUUCUUCCUUUGCCCAGGUGAACUGCGGGGGCCUUACUUAGAAGCUCUGGAAAUCCCAGUAACCAAAGGCACUUCAAGUAGAACAAUCAAACAAAAUUUUAUUUUCACAAAGUCCUUGGAAGACUUGGUACAUGUAAUUAAAGUUGCAAAUAAAAACAGUCCACUUAUAAAACCUU
Messenger RNA from Anolis carolinensis (green anole), 2959 nucleotides. Its product is annotated as DPY30 domain-containing protein 2. Bases 292 to 900 code for a protein of 202 amino acids. Gene Ontology annotation, cellular component: Set1C/COMPASS complex. The transcript is spliced from 5 exons. The record is from RefSeq and is a predicted model, not a curated record. NCBI's taxonomy places the organism in Eukaryota, Metazoa, Chordata, Lepidosauria, Squamata, Anolidae.